Rhinolophus ferrumequinum (greater horseshoe bat) is the source of this 1646-nucleotide messenger RNA. It is a transcript of the gene NTMT2, whose product is annotated as N-terminal Xaa-Pro-Lys N-methyltransferase 2. The record is from RefSeq and is a predicted model, not a curated record. Gene Ontology annotation, biological process: N-terminal protein amino acid methylation. The transcript has 4 exons. Gene Ontology annotation, cellular component: cytoplasm. Gene Ontology annotation, molecular function: N-terminal protein N-methyltransferase activity. The coding region runs from base 71 to 922 and encodes 283 amino acids. NCBI's taxonomy places the organism in Eukaryota, Metazoa, Chordata, Mammalia, Chiroptera, Rhinolophidae.
GAAGGCUAAUUCAAAGAAACAGCCAGGCAGGCUUCUUUUCUCGGUAGGAAUAAUAAUAUCCCCCUUCUCCAUGGCCCACCUGGGAGCCCACUUGGCCUUUAGAUCCCGCUGGCAGAAGACCGACGACGAACUCUGCCGACAUAGCAUGUCGUUUAUCCUUCACAAAGCCAUUCGCAAUGACUUCUUUCAGAGCUACCUCUACCUGCUGGAAAAAAUCCCCCUGGUGAAAUUGUAUGCUUUAACGAGUCAAGUCAUCAAUGGGGAAAUGCAAUUCUAUGCCAGAGCCAAACUUUUCUACCGAGAAGUACCAGCUACAGAAGAGGGUAUGAUGGGAAAUUUCAUUGAACUGUCCAACCCUGAUAUCCAGGCUUCUCAGGAAUUUCUUAGGAAAUUUGUUGGGGGACCCGGAAGAGCUGGGACGGACCGCGCCCUGGACUGCGGCUCUGGGAUUGGGAGGGUCAGCAAGCACGUCUUGUUGCCGGUUUUCAACAGCGUGGAACUGGUGGACAUGAUGGAAUCGUUCCUCCUGGAAGCCCAGAACUACCUGCAGGGCAAAGGGGACAAGGUAGAGAGUUACCACUGCUACAGCCUGCAGGAAUUCACACCCCCUCUGGGGAGAUACGAUGUCAUCUGGAUUCAGUGGGUGUCCGGGUACCUAACUGAUAAGGACCUUCUUGCAUUUCUUUCCCGGUGUCGAGAUGGCCUGAAAGAACACGGUGUCAUCAUACUGAAGGACAAUGUGGCUCGGGAGGGCUGCACCCUAGAUCUCUCUGACAGCUGUGUGACUCGGGACAUGGAUGUCCUGCAGAGCCUCAUUCAGAAGAGCGGGCUGGCGAUGCUGGGCCGGGAGAGGCAGCAUGGCUUUCCCGAGCAGUGCAUCCCGGUGUGGAUGUUCGCGCUGCACAGUGACGGACGCUCCUGACCAGUGGUGGCGUGCACGGCGGGACAGCACGGCGGUGCUCGCAGACAGAGGUGCUCUCCUCUGAGACGCACCUGGUGAUUCGUGGAGGAUGGAGAGAAGGAAUGCAGUGCAUGUCUGGAAAGGACUGAGGACGUCGUGUGGACAAGUCUGCACUAAUUCCAUAAGUACACGCACACUGGACUUUUUGAAAGAUAAAUGGAGUGAAGCAUCAGAAGAAAUGGUGGUAGGCACCUAAUGUGUCCGAGUGUAAUCAGAAACAGAAAAGGGAGCAAUGUCCACAAACUCUGAAGAUUUGCAUAUAGAGUACAGAGUGCGGUCUGGACCCCUUUUCUCUGCCCUCAUGCUAGAUACAUUACACUUCCUUCCUCAUUGGGAUUACUACUUCUCUUAGACAAAAAUCUCCCCCUAAUUAAGUAGGCACCAGUCAUAAUAACCUUAUGAAAACAAGCCCAUUUCUUAAUUUUGUCAUUAGCCUUUCUCUUGACAGAAAAAGUAUAUGGUUUCAUGUUCUAUUUUGGGUCAGUUUCACCACACAACGGUGAUGUCAUAUGGAUGUAAUUUGAUAACAGAAGGCUGCAUUUCAGUGAUGUACCCUUGAAAUUUCAGCUGUGAAACAUAUAAGCAAAUGUCACUGAUAAUCUAAUUUCAGCCACUGGCUCCCAAUGCUGCUUACUUCAUUGCAACCACUCCUGUUUCCUUGAUUGAUAUGAAGGUACAUUUGAAA